CAGAACGAGUUAUUCUCUGCUUAGAGGCCAAUUAAAAUUGGUUUCAUUUAUGUAGUGUGGUUUGUGCUCAGUCGUAGAAAUCCGAAAUUGUUUUGAGUAGUUCAGGAGCCAAAGAAAAACUAUUCUCAGUCAUGUAUAGGAACAAUGUUGCUGGGACUGUAAGGAACAACGCUAAUCAAGAGAACAUUUAUUCUGUCCCACAAAAUUGUUCUGUUCUUCAAAAACAACGAACGGCUUUGGGAGUGUUAAAUGAAAACGAUCAACAGAUACGUUCACUUUAUCAGGUUCCUCCUAAACCCAAUGGUAUCGUUGCACUGGACACACAUGGCUUCACUACUACUAAAAGCAGCACCGUUUUUGGGGUGCGCUCGGUUACUUUUGUACCUCACCCAAACUUCAAUAUUUACAUGGAGGAUGAAAUCCAAGAUGAGGUUGAAGUAUCAAAACAUAAUCUGACGUCCAGUUUGGAAACCAGAUUGGGGGAAACUGGUCAUAUUUCCAAACCAGCAAGCGACGAUAUAUUCUUGGAUCUUAGUGAAGCUUCGCCAAUGGUAGUAGAUACAUCAGUUCGACGUUUCAAUUGUGAACAUGUAGAUUUUCUUUCUGUGGAAGAAUAUGCGGAAGACAUUCAUCAAUACCUUCGAGAAGCCGAAGUGAGGAGUAGGCCAAAAAUUGAUUACAUGAGGAAGCAACCAGAUAUAACAACUAGUAUGCGCUGCAUCCUUGUGGAUUGGCUGGUGGAAGUCAGCGAGGAGUACGAUUUGCAAACGGAAACUUUGUACUUGGCAAUAAACUACUUAGACAGAUUCCUGUCAUGCAUGUCGGUACUACGAGGAAAGUUACAACUUGUGGGGACAGCAGCCAUGCUGGUGGCAUCCAAAUAUGAAGAAAUAUAUCCCCCAGAAAUUGAUGAAUUUGUCUACAUAACGGACGACACAUACACAAGGAAGCAACUCUUGCGCAUGGAGCAUCUCCUCCUCAAGGUUUUGAGCUUUGAUAUGAUGGUACCGACAGUCAACCAAUUCCUAACACAAUUUUUAAAGGAAGAGGGAAUUGGAGGACAAAUGGGAAACCUGGCCAUGUAUAUAGCUGAACUAAGUUUACUAGAAACUGAUGUAUGUCUCAAGUACAUUCCUUCCCUGACGGCAGCAGCUGCAUAUUGCUUGGCAAACUACGCAAUCAAUAAAGCUUUUUGGGCAAAAUCUCUUGCUGCAUUCACUGGUUAUUCACUGUCUGAUAUUGUACCUUGUCUGAAUGACUUGCAUAAGACAUUUCUUCAGGCAAAAUUUCAGCCACAACAAGCAAUUAAAGAAAAGUACAAGAGCUCAAAGUACUUGGGAAUUUCUCUCAUUGAACCCCCAGCAACUUUGCCUCUGGAACUGAAGUGCAAUUGAAGAAUGAAAAUGGAGUGUUGAUACCAAAAUAGACUAAACUGGGCAUGGCAACAUUAUCAUUUGUGGAAUGCUGCUGGGCAUCUCCAUAUGGCUGUAGGCCAUGACUGGGAUGUCUUUUAGAAUAUUAAGGUGCAAUUUUUGUCUACAGCAGGGGUUCCCAAUCUUUUAACGUCAUGGACCUCUACCAUAAACAGAAGAGUUAGAGGACCCAGGUUGGGAACCCCCAGUCUACAGUAUUUUAAACAAUCCACAAAAUUCAUUUAGUUAUAAAUAUUGAGUAACAUGUAUUUUAAUGUAAAUCAUCUCUCAUUUUUAGCUAAAGUUACUUGGAUGAGAAACAAAUAUAUAUUGUACUCUGCAGCAGGGCAGCCAA
Mobula hypostoma (lesser devil ray) is the source of this 1767-nucleotide messenger RNA. It is a transcript of the gene ccna1, whose product is annotated as cyclin A1. Gene Ontology annotation, cellular component: cyclin A2-CDK2 complex; nucleus; cytoplasm. Lineage: Eukaryota; Metazoa; Chordata; Chondrichthyes; Myliobatiformes; Myliobatidae. The record is from RefSeq and is a predicted model, not a curated record. Gene Ontology annotation, molecular function: cyclin-dependent protein serine/threonine kinase regulator activity. Gene Ontology annotation, biological process: regulation of cyclin-dependent protein serine/threonine kinase activity; mitotic cell cycle phase transition. The coding region runs from base 132 to 1394 and encodes 420 amino acids. The transcript has 8 exons.